Molecule: messenger RNA, 3889 nt
Organism: Anopheles cruzii
Lineage: Eukaryota; Metazoa; Arthropoda; Insecta; Diptera; Culicidae
Gene: TM9SF2
Product: transmembrane 9 superfamily member 2
Exons: 5
Coding region: 514-2538 (674 amino acids)
Biological process (GO): protein localization to membrane
Cellular component (GO): membrane
Source: RefSeq, a predicted model, not a curated record
ACAUUUGGCUAGAAAUCAGUUCGUGGGCCAGCAGCAGCAGCGAAGAUCGAACAGAAGAAACCCGGAAGGUUGGCCUUUCGGUGGAAGCCAGAAAAGAGGUUAUUUAGCCCACUAGCGGGCCGGGCGAUCGGUUUUUCGUGUAGUGCAGUAUAACUGCGUUGCUAAGAAACGAUUACUACAUCAGGUAACGAAACGGUUAUAAGUGUUCGCGGUUUCGCUGUGAUGUCGUGUCGGUGCAUCAUCGCCGUCGUCAGGUGGUAGAAGGAAAAGUCGCUGGCGUUUGUUAGUGCAUCGGACGGAGAUUGAAAAAGUGCUACGUGGUGCGUGGUGUCAAGGAAAGGUCCCGUUUUUUUGGGCAAAUCUCCGCAGCUGGCCUGUGACAGCAAUACUUUUUUCGACGUCGAUCGACACACCAUCGGAAACGGAAAAAAACACAUCCAGCCGAAGAGCGUAGGCUUUGUGUUGGUGUACGCGCGUUCUAACGUCUGGACAUACGAACACACAACACGAAACAUGACAACGAGACACUGUUCUGUCACCGCCGGCAAGAUGGGAAAGCUGAAGCUGGCGGAAGCGAUUACUAUCGUCGUUAUCUUCGCCGGUUGCUUUUCCGAUGCGUUCUAUCUGCCGGGACUGGCCCCGGUGAACUACUGUAAAAAGUCCGAGAUGCAAAAAUCGUGCAAGUCGGAAGUUACACUGUACGUGAACCGACUCAACACAGAAGAAUCGGUUAUCCCGUACGAGUAUCAUCACUUCGACUUUUGUCCGAUCGAUGAGAGCAAUUCGCCGGUCGAGAAUCUUGGCCAGGUUGUGUUCGGUGAACGUAUUCGGCCGGGGCCGUACAAGAUCCAGUUUCUGGAGGAUGUGAAGUGUGCGAAGGCCUGCGUCAAGCACUACAAGGGAGGUGAUGGCGACAGUGAUCAUCGGUUGAUGGUGCUGAAGAAGGGAAUGAGCUUGAACUAUCAACAUCACUGGAUCGUGGACAAUAUGCCCGUGACGUGGUGCUAUCCGUUGGAAAACGAGCGCCAGUUCUGCAGCACCGGCUUUCCCAUGGGGUGCCUGGUUCGACGCCAUCCGGAUGGUGAGGAUGGUUGCAUGGCGAACCCGAACUAUAACCGAGCUGGGUACUACUACCCGUUCAACCAUGUCGAUCUGACGGUCACAUACCAUAGCGGGGCCACCGAGGAGUGGGGCGUUGCGUUCAAACAGAACGGUGGCCGAAUUAUCUCUGUGAAGGUGGUUCCGUCGUCGAUUAACCACAAGGAUGGUGCCGAGCUGAACUGUGACAGCAAAGAACCGAUCGAGAUUCAGUCGAGCGCUCUUCCGGCGGGCAAAUCACUUGAUAUCGUCUACACGUACUCGGUGCACUUUACACAGAACAACAAGAUAAAAUGGUCGUCUCGGUGGGACUACAUUCUCGAGUCGAUGCCGCACACCAACAUCCAGUGGUUCAGCAUCCUGAACUCGCUCGUGAUCGUACUCUUUCUGUCCGGCAUGGUGGCCAUGAUUAUGCUACGCACGCUGCACAAAGACAUCGCACGCUACAACCAGAUGGACUCGGGUGAGGACGCGCAGGAAGAGUUUGGCUGGAAGCUGGUGCACGGCGAUGUGUUCCGACCGCCCCGCAAGGGUAUGCUGCUGUCGGUGUUUCUCGGUUCCGGUAUUCAGGUGUUCUGUAUGACGCUCGUGACGCUGGCUUUCGCGUGUCUCGGUUUCUUGUCGCCCGCUAACCGUGGCGCGCUGAUGACGUGUGCGAUGGUACUUUUCGUGCUGCUUGGAACCCCGGCCGGCUAUGUGUCCGCUCGCAUCUAUAAGAGCUUCGGUGGCAUCAAGUGGAAAAGCAACGUGCUACUCACGUCGAUGCUGUGCCCAGGUGUCGUAUUUGGGCUUUUCUUCGUGAUGAAUCUGAUACUUUGGAGCAAGGGAAGCUCGGGAGCGGUUCCCUUCUCGACGCUGAUUGCGCUGUUGGCGCUCUGGUUCGGUGUGUCGGUCCCACUGACUUUCGUUGGGGCAUACUUCGGUUUCCGGAAACGGUCUCUCGAGCAUCCGGUACGAACGAAUCAAAUACCACGCCAGAUUCCGGACCAAUCGAUCUACACGCAACCGGUGCCGGGCAUUAUCAUGGGUGGAGUGCUGCCGUUUGGUUGCAUCUUUAUCCAGCUGUUCUUCAUUUUGAACUCGCUCUGGUCCAGCCAGAUGUAUUACAUGUUCGGAUUCCUGUUUCUGGUGUUUCUCAUCCUCGUCAUCACGUGCUCCGAGACCACCAUCCUGCUGUGUUACUUCCAUCUGUGCGCCGAAGACUACCACUGGUGGUGGCGCUCCUUCCUAACGUCCGGCUUCACGGCCGUCUACCUGUUUGUGUACUGUUGCCACUACUUUGCGACCAAGCUUCAGAUCGAGGAUGCAGCUUCCACUUUCCUGUACUUUGGUUACACGAUGAUUAUGGUAUUUCUGUUCUUCUUACUGACCGGUUCGAUAGGAUUCUUUGCCUGUUUCUGGUUCAUCCGUAAAAUUUACAGCGUAGUGAAGGUAGACUAAACCUCUGGCGCGCAGAUACGGAUGUGCGCAAUGACACUCUAUUCUCGUGUCACUUUUAAGUAACUCUUCUUUAGUUAACCUUAAGCCGAUUCGAUUUUUACGUGGGGUCGCAAAUGAUCUUUUCAACUGUGUUUGAUUUCAAUUCACGCACGACACGACACAAAACAUUACACUAACCGAAACUUUCGGACGACGCGAAAGUUUCGUUGUUAGUGAGUCACGCUUAUCGUGCACGAGCAGAAUAGGCAACAACGACAAUACAAUUGUUCCGAUCGGAUGACCGAGCUGAUCGGUUCCGAAUUUUGUUCACCGUCACUUCGUCUAUGGUGGGUUGGCUUAAUUCGAUAAAGAAAGGCUACACAUGUUUUGUUUAUGUAUUUCUUCAAAGCGAAUGAGAAACGUCCACCAUACGGAUUUGAAGAAAGACGAAAUGACAGUUUGAUUGAAAGAUUCCUGUGUUUGCUUUCGAUGCGAUUUCUUACUAGAACUGCUCAGAGAGUUUCUGUGAAGAACACAAAUUCCGACUCGGUGUUGACCGCUUUUCCAAACCUUUAUUAUAAUUAUCGUCUGUAAAGAAAUCGGUGUACUGUUAGCCAAGGUGUGUCAAGCACAGAAUAUGAAACAUGGCGAACCUUGCAAUCCUUGCAUUGGCGUGACGGUGUUUUGGCUUAUUUCAUGCCCCAAACUUAUCCUCUUUUAAUACACUCCACAAAACCCAACUGAGCACGGAUCACGUGUAAUGUCAUCGCACACGUACAAGCACACACACACACACACAUUUGCAAGAAGCAGCUGGUGUGUUUUCUCCAAAAAUUAGAUUAGUGGUAGCACGAUGACGCCUCCAGUGAGAGAGGGUGAUGAAAAUGAGUAUUAGAAAAUAGAGUGAAUGGAGUCCAUAAGCACCAGGGCGAGAUAAAGUGGGUAGAACAGAAGCCAGUUUUUUUGCAUUAUUGCGUUCUUUCGGAGAAUAAAAUUUUUGAUGACCUUGCACCGUUGUGUGUGUGCAUGAGCGCGAUCCCGACAAGAUUUCUUCUCGGUCGCACAACAUCGUGGGUGUACCCCUGUGUCUCCUUGUAUAAAUUAUUGAUUAGACUUAUGUUUCUUCUUGCACCCUGCCCCCCAAGCACUCUCGCGACUCGUUGAAAUAUCGGGAUAAAAACAAGUUUUGAAUUCAAAAGUCAAAACCAUCCCUAAACGGUUGCGACGGGUGGUGCUUAAAUCGUUAACCGGAAGGGAACUAAACAUCGAAUGGUGUAGACGGGAGGACGAUGUGAUUAACAGGUUAACUUAAUACCGAAGGGCACUGUAACAGAGGGCAUAAUUAAUAUUAUUAUUAUUACAUAAUGGUAAC